CCCUCUCUUGAUUACCCUAAACUAAAGUGCCAGAAAUAUCCGAAAUCACUACCACCAAAGCAAUUCAAAACACUUUAGCUGCUAAGUACCAUUUGCUUGCUUGCAGUCGCUCACUCUCAGAUGGAAAUUUACAGCCAAAUCUCUGACCCCCAUCCAUUGGUCUCUAAUCCAGCGUAUACCGAGAAACCGGAGAGUUCUUCUUUGUCUGACGCCGGCAGCGCCGCCCCAAGAACUGCUCACUCGGAUGAGGAAGUUAUACUGGCCUCAAGUAGGCCCAAGAAACGCGCGGGCAGGAGGAUUUUCAAGGAGACGCGACACCCGGUGUAUCGCGGAGUCAGGAAGAGGAAUAAUAACAAGUGGGUCUGCGAGGUGCGCGAGCCUAAUAAGACGUCGAGGAUAUGGCUCGGGACGUACCCCACCGCGGAGAUGGCAGCACGGGCACACGAUGUGGCCGCUCUGACUCUGAGAGGAAGGUCGACGUGUCUGAACUUCGCCGACUCGGCGUGGCGGUUGCAUUUGCCGGGUUCUAGGGACGCGAAGGAGAUAAGGAGAGCUGCGGCGGAGGCAGCAGAGGCCUUUCGGCCAGUGGAGUUUGGCGGGGACUGCGUCGGAGAUGUAGGGAAAGAGGAAGCGAUCAAGCAGUGCCAAGAGAAUUACGGAAGUACUGAGAGCUGUGUGGAGGAGGAAACGAAGACUGCGCAGGAAAAUGUAUUGUACGUGGACGAAGAGGCACUGUUCAACAUGAGAGGCUUGCUUGUGAACAUGGCUGAGGGGCUACUAGUGUCCCCACCAGCUGUCCUAGAAGACGAAGUCAUGGGGAAUGACAUGGGGCUCGAUGCUGAGGUGUCACUAUGGAGUUUCUCCGUCUAAAGGGUAAAUAUCACGUUUAGAUAAAAGAAAGAAAAAAGCAGCUUCGAUAGUCCGUCUCCCUUUGACUUCGUUUGAGCAGUGUACAAGUUUUUCAAUUGGUAUACUCUCAGGGCCUAGCAAUAGGAAAUGAUUAGGACUAUGGCUCGAGUACAAUAGGAAAUUGAAAAUAUGGUUCGAGUAGAAUAGGAAAUUGAAAUAUAUCAUUAAUUCAUUGUUUGAUUCUUUAACAUGUUAUAAAUAGACCAAAUUAUUUGUUUCUUUA
Molecule: messenger RNA, 1132 nt
Organism: Carya illinoinensis
Lineage: Eukaryota; Viridiplantae; Streptophyta; Magnoliopsida; Fagales; Juglandaceae
Product: dehydration-responsive element-binding protein 1D-like
Exons: 1
Coding region: 121-870 (249 amino acids)
Biological process (GO): regulation of DNA-templated transcription
Molecular function (GO): DNA-binding transcription factor activity; DNA binding
Source: RefSeq, a predicted model, not a curated record